This is a messenger RNA of Corylus avellana, 1545 nucleotides long. Its product is annotated as 1-aminocyclopropane-1-carboxylate oxidase homolog 1-like. Lineage: Eukaryota; Viridiplantae; Streptophyta; Magnoliopsida; Fagales; Betulaceae. The record is from RefSeq and is a predicted model, not a curated record.
UGGUAUAGCCCAAUCUCUAGAAGUAGAUUUUCUUCUACAUUUAUCAAUGUUUUAUCACAAAAGUAGAGGACAUUCUUCUUUCUGUUCUUUUAUCUCCUUCUGUCUCUUGUUACAAAUCCAUUUGAGCAGAACUUGCACGGUUACCUCACAAAAGAACCAAAAUGGUUGUCACCAGCAGAGAUGAAGCUCCAGCAACGCUCAAGCCGAAGUAUGACAGAGCAAGUGAGUUGAAGGCUUUUGAUGACACAAAGCUCGGUGUUAAAGGACUUGUAGAUGCUGGGGUUACUGAGAUACCUCGUAUAUUCUAUAAUCCACCGGACGACAUGGACAACUCAGCUUCCGGUGACACCCAGUUUAGUAUUCCCGUCAUAGAUGUCCAAGGCAUCGAGAAAGAUGCAAUAAAGCGCAAGAAGAUUGUUGAAAGCAUUCGCGAUGCAUCGGAGACGUGGGGUUUCUUUCAGCUGGUCAAUCACGGGAUCCCUGUGAGCGUUCUGGAGGAGAUGAAGGAAGGGGUGCGUAGGUUUAAUGAGCAAGAUAAUCAGGUGAAGAAAGGGUUCUAUACCCGCGAUCUCCUGAGACCAGUGGUGUAUAACAGCAACUUUGAUCUGUAUUGCGCUCCGGCGACUAAUUGGAGGGAUACUUUUUAUUGUCUAAUGGCACCUAAUCCCACAAAGGCAGAGGACUUGCCAGCUGCAUGCGGAGAUAUACUGGAGCAGUACACGAAGCUGGUGAUGAAGUUGGGGAUUUUAUUGUUGGAGUUAUUAUCAGAGGCUUUGGGGCUGAACCCAAACCACCUAAAUGAGAUUGGCUGCAGUGAGGGGCUUGCGGUUGUGUGCCAUUACUAUCCUGCUUGCCCCCAGCCGGAGUUAACAUUGGGCACAACCAAGCAUACAGACCAUCAUUUCCUCACUCUUCUUCUACAAGACCACAUUGGUGGCCUCCAAGUUCUUCAUCAGGACAAGUGGGUCGACGUCCCUCCGGUGCCAGGGUCUCUAGUGGUUAACAUUGGAGAUCUUCUGCAGCUUAUAACAAACGAUAGGUUUAAAAGCAUUGAACACAGAGUAUUGGCAAACAGGGUAGGGCCUAGAGUAUCUGUGGCUAGCUUCUUCUCCACGGGUCGUCGGCCAACCUCAAAACUCUAUGGACCCAUCAAAGAGUUAUUAUCAGCAAACAAUCCUCCAAAGUAUAGGGAAACCACAGUGAGCAACUAUGCUAAGUACUUCAGUGAAAAAGGCCUUGAUGGGACUUCUGCGCUGCCGCAUUUUAGGCUCUAAACUCCAAUAUAACAUAUAUGAAUAAAUGGUUUGUGAGUUGGAUUUCCCAUUUAUAUUUUCCAUCUACUUUGUGAGCUAAAAGAUAAUGUGGCACUUUUCUGUAAUGUAUUUACUAAACAAGUAAACAGUUGUAAGUAUUCUGGCUUCCUACUUUGGCGAGCAGCCGUGUGUUGUUAUUAAUAGAGUAAGUCUAUAUAUAAGACUAUAAUAAGAGAAGCCUACUAUACAAUAAUUGUAAUUGAACUACAUCUCUACCUUAUAUCUAUUUCUU